Messenger RNA from Eupeodes corollae, 2731 nucleotides. RefSeq names its product glycerophosphocholine phosphodiesterase GPCPD1-like. The transcript has a single exon. The record is from RefSeq and is a predicted model, not a curated record. Bases 171 to 2129 code for a protein of 652 amino acids. Lineage: Eukaryota; Metazoa; Arthropoda; Insecta; Diptera; Syrphidae. Gene Ontology annotation, molecular function: glycerophosphocholine phosphodiesterase activity; starch binding. Gene Ontology annotation, biological process: glycerophospholipid catabolic process.
CAAAUAUACCAAACGCAAACAACAUGUGUUUCAAAUUCUAAUUUCGAAAUUUAUUAAAAAAACGAGAUAAGAAGAAAUUAAGGAGAACAUAAGUUUAUUAUAAUACUAAAACAAAUAACUAUUUUAGUAUAAAAGUUACAAAUUUUGACAAAUUCAUAACACUCGCGAAUAUGACAACAAACGGUAUUCUUUUUAUUUUCGCUGUGACAGUUCUGUUUGUAAGUUCGAAUGGAUUCCCAUCCGAAUCUGACUAUUCGAACAAUCAAAAUUCCCGUUGGCGGCCAAAUCCGAAAUCGCUGUGGAAUUUCAACGUGGUUGUGGAUGAUCAGCAUUUGGAGCCAAAUGAAGGAGUUUAUAUAUCGGGCGAUGCUGAGUCCCUGGGGGCAUGGUCCCCGAAUGGAGCUCUCGCGCUAAGCAAGACUGAUUCGAAUUCGAAUAAGUGGUCGGGAUGUGCUAAAUUUCCAGCUAAUUCUGUAAUAAACUAUCGAUACUUUAUUGGAGUAGUGGAUUCGAUGGGAGAUGUACAGAUUCGUGACUGGGAAACUAAUGUGGAUGGUAGGACUUUGAAUUUGGGAGCGAAGAACGCCGCCGGAACCACGGAUAGAUUUGGUGUUAUCAAAGAUCGAAAAGAAGUCAGUCGGGGCUGGCUGAACAAUGGGUACAUUUUGCAGUUCAAACUCUUCCGAAAUCCUAUUACGCUGGAAAACUUUGAUGAGAGUAGUAGAAUUUACGUCAAAGUAACCCCUGUGAACUACGACUGGAGCGAUGAGAAGAAACUUCUUGAACCUAUUCAAAUCUCAAGCAGGGCAAAUGUCGAAUACAUUCGUAUGGAGUAUGGAAACAGUAAAAUUCGUGAUCAACCCAAGAGAGGCGUUCCCUAUGAUAGAGAUGAUAUUGUGUUGUUCCACAUUACAACCAAUGAUCUGAAGAAUGUUGCCUACAAAUUCACCCUGUACGAGCAAGACGACAGAGACCCUGAAAUAAUGCAGAUUGUCGGUUAUCAAUACCUCUAUCCUGAGACUAUUGAUGGAUCAGAAGGUAGCACUGAACUGGAUCUAAUGUCAAAGGAUGAAAUAAGUUCUGUUGGGUUAAUCAAAGUUGGCUAUUUGUUAGUAAAACCCAUAUCUUCAAACAAAGUUAAUUUGAGAACAACAUUUGCUCAUUAUUGGCGAGACGAAUGGACCGCGCUGGACGCAGGUCAUCGUGGACUUGGAAAUAGUCUUGAACUUAUCGAAAAUGCAGCACCAGUUAUAGAGAAUACAGUUGAAUCCAUGAAGCAAUCUGUUAUCGAAAAUGCUGACAUGGUCGAAUUUGAUGUCCAACUGACAAAAGAUCUCAUUCCAAUUAUCUACCAUGAUUAUGUUAUUUUGGUUUCCAAAACUGGACAGAAACCGAAAAGCAAAGCUGACCUCAAAGAGUUGCUAAUCAAAGAUCUAACAUACGAGGAACUUAAAAACCUCGUCACUUAUCAGGUGGUCGGUUCGAAGAUCAUCGAAUAUCGCUCACACAACAUGGAGUCCCGAAAAGAUUACCGAUUGUUCCCACUUUUCGAACAAUUUUUAACAGAAGUAGAUCAUGACAUUUCUUUCGAUAUCGAAAUAAAAUGGCCACAAAUGCUUUAUAGCGGCGAAAUGGAAAGCACCCAAACUAUAGACAAAAAUCUAUACGUUGAUCGAAUUCUAGACGUGAUGUUACAUCAAGGUUGCGGUCGCUUAAGUUUCUUCUCAAGCCUCGAUGCUGAUAUUUGCACAUUGCUGCAAUUUAAACAGAACAUGUAUCCAGUGAUGUUUUUGGGACCGGCUAAGCCUAAAUUCUAUGAAGAUCCACGUUCGGAUAAUCUCGAAGAAACCAUCAAUAAUGCUCAAGCCAUGGGAAUGCUUGGAAUUGUUCCACACACGUCGAAUUUCCUCACCGACGGUAGUCGAUUGGAUUUGGCAACUGACUUGGGUUUGAAGACAUUCAUUUGGGGUGAUGAUAGUAAUAGUACGGAAAGGGUAGACUAUUUCAAGAGUUUGGGAGCGACUGGAGUGAUUUACGAUAGAAUCGAUAAGUUAAUACGUAAGGAAAAGAGGAGUGUAUUCGCUGAGGAGCAGGACUUGCCGGAAUAUUUUGACAAACAGUGUUCAUAGAGACAAUUACAAAGAAGCUAUUACAGUAUGAGAUACGUUCAAUUUUCUAACCUUGAAAACGGUUGUUUUCGAAAUAAAAACAAAAUCAAUAUUUUUAAUUGUUUGUAUUGAACUUAUUUAAAAAAAAGUUGAUUAAAAAUCAGUCGUGCAAGAUUUUUUCCAGCUCAAAGUGAUCGCCUGUCCCAAUGUGCGGCGCUUGAAUUAUAAUAGCAACAAAACGACAAUGACCAGAAAGCUCUACUUUGUACUUAAACAUCCCCCCUCAGAGCGGAAUCUAUUUUGUUUCCAAUUCUUUUUAUUUUUGUAAUGUUUUUUGCGCUAGCAUCAUAAUAGCUCGAGAACGCUUAUCAAAGAAGGCAUUUCGCGAUCGUCUGUCACGGUGAGCUGAGCAUAAUCUCGAGACCAUAUUUUUAUUUAUUUAAUUUGUUUUGUUUUGUUUUUUAACACCGGACUGUAUAUUUCACGGUGUUCUCGAUUUGGAUCACUUGUUAUCGAAAUAGAAAAAUAGCAAACAAAUAAAUAUAAAAAUGGCAAUCAAUUAUUACAAAAAGGUAUCAAAAGAGUUUUUGUGUGAAUACAAAUAAACAUAAAUCUUAAUUUUU